AUGAUGAAUACUAAAGAUAUUGCAUUUACCUUAUUCUACUUGUUCUUUAUACAAGGUUUCAUAUCUGGUAUAGUUGGUGGUGGUGUAGAAUUUGGUAUUGCAUAUGGUAUGUAUCAUAAUUCAAAAAAUCUGGUCAAGCUAUGGAGUUUCCCAAACACUUUAUCUGGUGAUUGUGCAUUAACUUUCUUCGUACAAAUCGGUGUCACCUGGGUUUUAGGUGAAUUGAUGGUAGGUUGGGAUUGUUACAAUAAUAAAGCUUGUAAAUUGCCAGAUUGGUUAGUAAAAGAAAAACCUGAUAGACAUAUUGCAACUUUUAAAUACCUGUUUUUCGAACCAAAUAGAGGUUUAUUAAAAGAUGAUCCAAACUAUGACGAGGAGGAUUAUGGUAACCCAAAUUCAUUUUUAACCUAUUUGAAAAGAAACUUCUUUACCUAUUAUCCAAAUAAGAAAUUCUUUCCAAAUUUAGUAGCAUGGGCAAUUAACAAAAUUGCAAGAGGUUUGAUAUUUAGUGUUCCAAUCUUUUGCAUCGUCUGGCCUGUUACAAUGGGUAUCUUGGCUGGUAUUGGCCAUAAGAUAGGAAAGGACGAUUAUUACUUCAAUCAUAAGUGGACUCCACAAACUGCAAAGUUAAUCUUUGGUUUCGUAGUAGGUAUAAUUUCUGCUCCAGUAGUAGCAAUGGUAGUAAUACUAAGAAAUGAAUGGUACAGACAAGAUCUACUGGAAAAUAACUUGCCUCAAAACGAUAUUGAAGAUAUCGAAAAAGCGGCUGCUCAUAAUCAACAAGCCCAAGAUGAUCAACUGACAACAACUUCUUCAUCAUCCACAGUCAAUUCAUCUUUUAACGAUCAAUUAGUUAAUACAGACACUAAUAUUGGAAAUUCUGAUAAGCCAAUCGUCGUUUAA
Molecule: messenger RNA, 903 nt
Organism: Vanderwaltozyma polyspora DSM 70294
Lineage: Eukaryota; Fungi; Ascomycota; Saccharomycetes; Saccharomycetales; Saccharomycetaceae
Exons: 1
Coding region: 1-903 (300 amino acids)
Source: RefSeq, a predicted model, not a curated record